Brassica rapa (field mustard) is the source of this 1608-nucleotide messenger RNA. RefSeq names its product elongation factor Tu, chloroplastic. Gene Ontology annotation, biological process: mitochondrial translational elongation. Gene Ontology annotation, cellular component: mitochondrion. The record is from RefSeq and is a predicted model, not a curated record. Gene Ontology annotation, molecular function: translation elongation factor activity; GTP binding; GTPase activity. Lineage: Eukaryota; Viridiplantae; Streptophyta; Magnoliopsida; Brassicales; Brassicaceae.
AUCAUCUUUCUCCUUCUCCACCAAAUCUCAAACCCUAGAUUCUCGAUUCUCCUCCUCCCAUGGCGAUAUCGUCUCCCGCCUAUUCUAGACUCAUCUCUCCCUACUCCUCUCCUUCCCCUUCCCUCUCUCCCGCCAUCUCUACUUCCGUUAAACUCAACCUCUCAUCCUCCUUCCUCCCUUCGUACUCACUCUCCACCACCCCCUCAGCUUCUCAAUCCCCCCGCCGCUCCUUCACCGUCCGCGCCGCGCGCGGGAAGUUCGAGAGAAAAAAGCCCCACGUCAACAUCGGAACAAUCGGCCACGUCGACCACGGCAAAACCACCCUAACCGCCGCCCUCACCAUGGCCCUCGCCUCCAUGGGGAACAGCGUCGCCAAAAAGUACGACGAGAUCGACGCCGCGCCGGAGGAGAGAGCCCGCGGGAUCACGAUCAACACCGCCACCGUCGAGUACGAGACGGAGAACCGCCACUACGCCCACGUUGACUGCCCCGGCCACGCAGAUUACGUCAAGAACAUGAUCACCGGAGCUGCGCAGAUGGACGGAGCCAUCCUCGUCGUCUCCGGCGCCGACGGACCUAUGCCGCAGACCAAGGAGCACAUCCUUCUCGCUAAACAAGUCGGCGUCCCCGACAUGGUCGUCUUCUUGAACAAAGAGGAUCAGGUCGAUGACGCCGAGCUGCUUGAGCUUGUGGAGCUUGAGGUUCGUGAGCUUUUGUCGUCUUACGAGUUUAACGGUGAUGAUAUCCCGAUUAUCUCCGGAUCCGCGUUGUUAGCUGUAGAGACGCUUACUGAGAAUCCUAACGUGAAGAGAGGAGAUAACAAGUGGGUGGAUAAGAUCUAUGAGCUGAUGGAUGCUGUUGAUAGCUAUAUUCCAAUUCCUCAGAGACAGACCGAGUUGCCUUUCUUGUUAGCUGUUGAAGAUGUGUUCUCCAUCACGGGGCGUGGGACUGUGGCUACAGGGAGGGUUGAGAGAGGGACUGUUAAGGUGGGAGAGACUGUGGAUUUGGUUGGGUUGAGAGAGACUAGAAACUAUACCGUCACUGGGGUGGAGAUGUUUCAGAAGAUUCUUGAUGAGGCUUUGGCUGGUGACAAUGUGGGACUGUUGCUUAGAGGGAUUCAAAAGGCUGAUAUUCAGAGGGGGAUGGUGUUGGCUAAGCCUGGGAGUAUUACUCCGCAUACUAAGUUUGAGGCGAUUGUGUAUGUGUUGAAGAAGGAAGAAGGUGGGAGGCAUUCUCCGUUUUUCGCGGGGUAUAGGCCUCAGUUUUACAUGAGGACGACUGAUGUGACGGGGAAAGUGACGAAGAUUAUGAAUGAUAAAGAUGAGGAGUCGAAGAUGGUUAUGCCUGGGGAUAGGGUGAAGAUUGUUGUGGAGCUCAUUGUGCCGGUUGCUUGUGAGCAAGGGAUGAGGUUUGCUAUUAGAGAAGGUGGGAAGACCGUUGGUGCUGGAGUUAUUCAGUCUAUCAUCGAGUGAUCGAUUAGAGAGUUUCAUAUAGUGAGCAAUCUUAUCUACUUGCGUUCUUUUUGUUUCACUCUUGAUUCGCAAAACUCUUUUCUUUUUGUGCCAUUUUCUGUAAGAACUUGAAAUCAAAAUGUCAUAUAUUUCUUGA